UUCAAUCAGGAAGUAGCUCGAGAGCAGCCGGUGAAAAUGUCAACGUUCAUCCUAACAUUCAUACGGCAUGGCGAGACGCAGUACAACAGAGACAAGCUUCUACAAGGUCAGGGAGUGGACAUGCCUCUGUCAGAAACAGGUGUGCAGCAGGGAGAAGCCGUGGGAAAAUACCUCAGAGACGUCAAGUUCUCCAAAGUCUUUGUUAGUAACCUGCAGCGAGCUGUGCAGACGGCAGAGCUAAUCCUGAAGAACAACACUCACUGUUCUGGAAUGGAGAUGGUUUCAGAGCCUUUACUCAGAGAACGGGGUUUUGGUGUCGCUGAAGGACGCCACAAAGAAGACCUGAAGAACAUGGCGAACGCUGCCGGUCAGUCAUGCCGUGAUUACACGCCUCCAGGAGGAGAAACUUUAGACCAGGUGAAGCUGAGAUUCAAAAAUUUUCUACAAGUCCUUUUUAAAGAAAUGCUGGAUAUGAGUGGCUCCUCAGGACAGGAAACUCCCUCAUUGGCGCUUUCUGCAGAAGACGCCGCAAUGGCCAGCUGCGAUUUCCAGGGGGCAUCGGCCCAUGUUCUGGUGGUGAGCCAUGGCGCCUACAUCCGGGUGGCCAUUAGGCACCUGGUGGAGGACUUAAAGUGCAGCCUGCCUGCUGGAGCGAAGACGUCACAGCUGUUUUCGCCUUGUCCCAACACGGGGAUCAGCCGCUUUGUUAUCACUCUGAGCCGAACCGAGUCAGGUCCGGUGCUUUCUGCCGCUCGCUGUCUAUUCACCAACAGAAAAGACCACCUGGAAAAGCUACAAGAACCGGAGUAGGAGACGAAUGACAGAGUAGGACCUCAGCAGUGGCACAGGAAACUCAAAUCAACAGUGUUUUCUUAAUAAUCAGCAUGAAAAUCACUUAGAAUCACUGUAUUAAAGUAGUUCCUUCACACAUUACAGAGGGACGUAUUUCAUUUAUAAACAGGUAAUUUAGUUACCUCUUUUAUAACUUGAUACCAAAGUAGAGCCUAUUUAUUCCGUCUUUGUGUGCAGAUAUUCUUUAUUGUGCUGUGCAAUAAAAGUUGGAGCACUGAGUUGUGAAUUAGGGUAAAACUUUCUGUAAAACAGACUUUGUGUAAAGACACUAUGAAUGGGUAUAUCUGUGAAGAUUCUCAGUCAUCCAUCACUAUAAAUGGGUGAAAGGUGUGGCUGUAAGUUUUGUUUGUUAUUGGGUAUUAAAUGAUUAGUUUUGGUGAACUGAAAAGCUUUAUAAGCUGAAAGCUUACAUUAAAACCUGACCUCAUUGUCUUGAAGACAAAAUGACUAAAUUAUUCCCGUCAUUGGGCAUAAAUUUGACUUUCAGCUCUAAGAAAAUGGUUUAAGACAUGUUUGAUUAUUUUAAGAGUUAAGCUGCUUUUUGUUCAUUGUCCUGAUUCUGUAUGACUGUCGAUGCUCAUUGUAGAAAUUCGUAUUAAGCCUUAAAUAUAUAGUGUGUUUACUGCUUAAGCAGUAUAAUCAUAAGGUAUAAGGAACAAAAAAAUCUAACUUUUAAUUUGAGUGCAUUUAUUCAGCAGGAGAAUAAAUAAACAAGAGAUUUAUUUUACACAGUAGAUGCAGCCAUACAUAAAAGCUUCAAGCGGUAAAAAGUCUUUGAUGUAGUUUAAGGAAAAAAAACAAACAACCUAAAACUUUAACCCCGAAAUAAAAAGACAUAAAAAAGUACCAG
Molecule: messenger RNA, 1702 nt
Organism: Cyprinodon tularosa
Lineage: Eukaryota; Metazoa; Chordata; Actinopteri; Cyprinodontiformes; Cyprinodontidae
Gene: tigarb
Product: TP53 induced glycolysis regulatory phosphatase b
Exons: 6
Coding region: 37-810 (257 amino acids)
Biological process (GO): negative regulation of glycolytic process; regulation of pentose-phosphate shunt; fructose 2,6-bisphosphate metabolic process
Cellular component (GO): cytosol
Molecular function (GO): fructose-2,6-bisphosphate 2-phosphatase activity
Source: RefSeq, a predicted model, not a curated record